AUGCGUAGCUUUGAGGCGCUUAUAGAGAAUCAUGUUGGAGCCAACUUCAAGCCAAAAACGUUGCGCUAUCUCUUUACGAGGCUUUCUGACACAACUGAAUUUCCAGACCUCCCUUUCCGAACUGGUGUCAAACGCGACCUAGCUGAGCAGGUAUAUAAUGCUAUUUGUACUAAUCAAGAAGUAAUUUACCCUGCUAAUCUGGAAGUUGCCGACACUCGCAAAACCUCAAUCAACAACAAUCUUAUUGAUGAAUGCCGUCAAAGAUUACAUGGCUUGAACCUGACUGAAGCAAAUUACUAUGCUAGAUCUCACUUGUAUUUGCCGUGGUUAUACCAUGUUUUAGAAAGAAUGGAGCAGCAAGUCAUCAUUCGUGAGCCAAUGUUGACGCACGCCGUCUGA
Messenger RNA from Cokeromyces recurvatus, 399 nucleotides. RefSeq lists its product as uncharacterized. The transcript has a single exon. Bases 1 to 399 code for a protein of 132 amino acids. Lineage: Eukaryota; Fungi; Mucoromycota; Mucoromycetes; Mucorales; Mucoraceae. The record is from RefSeq and is a predicted model, not a curated record.